AGCAGCAGCACGCAGGCGUUGUGAACGCUCCCGCAGACAGGGGGCGUCAACAUGGCGUCCUGAGAAAGACAACACAGCUCGACACCGCACCGAUCUCCGGCUGACAACGGGAGGAGAGAGGGACGAGCAGCCACAGACCGUCAGACAUCAUUUGGUCCUGUGUUUUCCCCUGAAGGGCGUUUGGAUGUGCACAUCUCGGAGGCGGAGGAAAGACACGUAACAACUGAUCGAGAAUUUUCCUUUUUCAUUUUGAUUUGAUGCUGCCGCUCGGUCCUCGGUGAUACAAAAGCAGGUGAGACCGAGGCGACCGCUCCUUUUCGGGAUUCGGGUCGGAAAUGUCGAGCGAGAAACCGGUUUUCCCACCGGGUUCCGCCUCGCUCACGGACCGAGAAGCCCUACCGCCAGCAGGUUCGGGGCAGCAAGUCUUAACGGGCUCUGUUACCGGGGACAUGAUGGUGUCUGGAUCGGGCGCCGUGGUUCUACCGGCCGGGGUGAUAAACCCCUCGGUUCCGAUCCGGAAUAUCAAGAUGAAAUUCGCGGUGGUCAUCGGUUUGAUCCAGGUCGGGGAGGUUAGCAACAGAGACAUCGUGGAGACCGUUUUAAAUCUGCUGGUUGGUGGCGAGUUUGACCUGGAGAUGAACUUCAUCAUCCAGGAUGCCGAGAGCAUCGCCUGCAUGGUUGAGCUGCUGGAGCACUGUGACGUCACCUGCCAGGCAGAGAUCUGGAGCAUGUUCACCGCCAUCCUUCGAAAAAGCGUUCGCAACCUGCAGACCAGCACCGAGGUGGGACUCAUCCAGCAGGUGCUGCAGAAGAUGAGCUCAGUUGAUGACAUGAUCGCAGAUCUCUUAGUGGACAUGCUAGGGGUUUUGGCCAGCUACAGUAUCACCGUUAAGGAGCUGAAGCUGUUGUUCAGCAUGCUGAGGGGAGACGGAGGCGUGUGGCCAAGACAUGCAAUUAAGCUCCUGUCAGUGCUGAAUCAGAUGCCUCAGCGACACGGCCCAGAUACCUUCUUUAACUUCCCAGGACGCAGUGCGGCGGCCAUUGCUUUGCCGCCCAUUGCUAAGUGGCCUUACCAGAACGGAUUCACUCUCAACACUUGGUUUCGAAUGGACCCUCUCAAUAAUAUCAAUGUAGACAAGGAUAAACCAUACUUAUACUGUUUUCGUACCAGCAAAGGGGUUGGCUACUCGGCGCACUUUGUGGGAAAUUGUUUGAUUGUGACAUCACUGAAAUCGAAGGGGAAAGGCUUUCAACACUGUGUGAAGUACGACUUUCAACCCAGGAAGUGGUACAUGAUCAGCAUAGUCCACAUCUACAACCGCUGGAGGAAUAGUGAGAUACGUUGCUAUGUCAACGGACAGCUGGUUUCCUACGGCGACAUGGCGUGGCACGUCAACACCAAUGAUAGCUAUGAUAAAUGUUUCCUGGGGUCAUCCGAGACCGCUGAUGCUAAUCGGGUGUUUUGCGGGCAGCUUGGAGCCGUAUACGUGUUCAGCGAGGCACUAAACCCUGCACAGAUCUUCGCUAUUCAUCAGCUGGGACCUGGAUAUAAGAGCACAUUCAAGUUCAAGUCGGAAAGCGACAUUCACCUGGCCGAGCACCAUAAGCAGGUGCUGUAUGAUGGGAAACUAGCCAGCAGCAUCUCCUUCACGUAUAACGCUAAAGCCACGGAUGCGCAGUUGUGCCUGGAGUCAUCACCCAGGGAAAACUCCUCCAUAUUUGUGCAUUCGCCACAUGCCCUGAUGCUGCAGGAUGUGAAGGCCAUAGUCACUCACUCCAUCCAUAGUGCCAUCCACUCCAUCGGAGGAAUCCAGGUUCUCUUCCCUCUCUUUUCUCAGCUGGACUACAGGCAACCCAAUGACAGUCCUGUGGAGACGACCGUCUGUGCCACUCUUCUUGCGUUCCUGGUGGAGUUGUUGAAGAGUUCAGUAGCCAUGCAGGAACAGAUGUUGGGGGGCAAAGGAUUCCUGGUCAUUGGGUAUCUGCUGGAGAAGUCGUCUCGAGUGCACAUCACCAGAGCAGUUCUGGAGCAGUUUCUGUCCUUUGCCAAAUAUCUUGAUGGAUUGACACACGGAGCUCCUUUACUUAAACAGCUCUGUGAUCAUGUUCUGUUUAACGCAGCCAUCUGGAUACACACACCAGCUAAGGUGCAGCUAUCUCUCUACACUUAUCUGUCGGCUGAAUUUAUAGGCACCGCCACCAUCUACAGCACCAUCCGCCGGGUGGGCACCGUCCUGCAGCUCAUGCACACUCUAAAGUAUUACUACUGGGCCAGCAACCCUCUGGAGAGCAGCAGCAUUACCCCUAAAGGCCUGGAUGGUCCACGACCUUCACAGAAGGAGAUUAUAUCCCUCCGGGCUUUUAUGCUUCUCUUCCUUAAACAGCUCAUUCUGAAGGACCGCGGAGUGAAAGAAGAUGAGUUGCAGAGCAUAUUAAACUACCUGCUAACCAUGCAUGAGGAUGAGAACAUCCAUGAUGUUCUUCAGCUCCUGGUUGCGCUCAUGUCUGAGCACCCAGCCUCCAUGAUCCCCGCCUUCGACCAGAGGAACGGAAUACGAGUCAUCUAUAAGCUGUUGGCCUCCAAAAGCGAGAGUAUACGAGUCCAAGCGCUUAAAGUUCUCGGCUACUUCCUGAAACAUCUGGGACACAAGAGGAAGGUGGAGAUUAUGCACACACACAGCCUCUUCACACUGCUCGGAGAACGACUAAUGAUGCACACCAGCACUGUGACCAUCACCACCUACAACACACUUUAUGAGAUUUUAACAGAACAGGUCUGCACUCAGGUGGUACAUAAACCCCACCCAGAACCCGAUUCUACAGUCAAGAUCCAAAAUCCCAUGAUUCUGAAGGUUGUGGCCACGCUGCUAAAAAGCUCCUCCCCCAGCGCUGAGCUCAUGGAGGUCCGACGCCUUUUCCUGUCCGAUAUGAUCAAACUCUUCAGCAACAGCAGAGAAAACAGACGAUGUCUGCUGCAGUGUUCAGUGUGGCAGGAUUGGAUGUUCUCGCUGGGCUACAUUAACCCGAAGAACCCGGAAGAGCAGAAGAUCACCGAAAUGGUCUACAACAUUUUCCGCAUCCUGCUGUAUCAUGCCAUCAAGUACGAGUGGGGAGGAUGGCGAGUGUGGGUGGACACACUAUCUAUCGCCCACUCCAAGGUGACCUAUGAAGCACACAAAGAGUACCUGGCGAAGAUGUAUGAGGAAUACCAGCGACAGGAAGAGGAGAACAUCAAGAAAGGGAAGAAGGGCUCGGUCAGCACUAUUUCCGGCCUUUCCGCCCAACCUGCCACUGUCAACGGAAACCUGGAGAUCCGUGAGAUCGACGAUACAUCUCAAACACAAACACCGGAGAGCGAGGUGGACUACGGAGAGAACGCAGAUUCACGAAACCUUCUGGCCGAAGGUAAAGGUCCGGAGGGAGAGGCCGAACGAACGGCCGCAGGGGUUCGUGUGGAAGUCCACGACUUGUUGGUGGAUAUCAAAGCGGAGAAGGUCGAGGCUACGGAGGUCAAGUUGGACGAUCUGGAUCUGUCUCCGGAAGUGUUGGGAGGAGGAGGAAGCAUGGAGAAUGGACCCCUGGUGGAAGUAGACUCUCUAUUGGACAGCGCCUAUUGUGCAGUGGUUCACAAGCUCAAUGGAAGCCUUGUCCCCAAAGAGGAAAAUGUUGUGGGUUUGACAGAAGAUAACGGUAACCUAGGCCCUCUCAUCACACUCGCGGAUGAAAAGGACAGCGUGCCCAGCAAUAACGGCUUCCUUUUCCCCAAAGUAGAUGAGAAGCUGCUUCCCUCUUUGGCGUCGACGGAGCCCCUGGUGUUGCCCAGUCCCGAACAGCCACCUUGCUCGACCACUCCACACACUUCAAGCGCCAGUGAUGAUCUUAGCCUUUUGGCUCACACGACGUCUUGUGGUUCAGACCUGGUCCAAACCCCAAGUGGCCUGCCGGAUGAUGAUGGGUUUAAGCUGCAGAGCUCCCUGGUAGACAUCAGCACGCUGGCGGAGGCCCAGGCCCAGGCUGCGGCCAGGACAGCAGAGUGUUUAGAGCAGGAUGUGGGGGAGACGAGGGCUGGAAAGAGCGCUGGAGACGCAGCCAGCACCACAUCAGACACGGAGAGGUCUGACGAUGGAAAAGACAAAGAGAUGAAGAAGAUUCAGACCACAGCCACCACGCAGGCUCUUCAUGGCCGCCUGUCGAGUCAGAUGGAGAGGGACCUCCGUGUGGAUCUGGGCUUUCGUGGCAUGCCGAUGACCGAGGAACAACGGCGGCAGUUCAGCCCCGGACCUCGCACCACCAUGUUCCGUAUCCCAGAAUUCAAGUGGUCGCCCAUGCACCAGCGUCUUCUCACCGACCUGCUGUUCGCCCUGGAGAGCGACGUACACAUGUGGAGGAGCCACUCGACAAAAUCGGUCAUGGACUUCGUAAACAGUAACGAGAACAUUAUAUUUGUUCACAACACCAUCCACCUCAUUUCUCAGAUGGUUGAUAACAUCAUCAUCGCAUGUGGUGGGAUCCUGCCCUUGCUCUCUGCUGCCACCUCGCCUUCUAGCUCUAAGGUUAAUCCGAACCCUACGAAAAGUUCUGGCUUACAGAAAGUGAAAAAAUGCAGUGAAGUUAAUAGCCUGCCAGGAAGCUCUGGCACAGGGGUGGAGACGGAGCUGGAAAACGUGGAAGCGACCCAGGGUAUGUCCUCCGAGACAGCGGUCACGUUUCUCAGCAGGCUGAUGGCUAUGGUGGACGUCUUGGUCUUUGCCAGUUCCCUCAAUUUCAGCGAGAUUGAGGCUGAAAAAAAUAUGUCGUCAGGAGGACUAAUGCGCCAAUGUCUCCGAUUAGUGUGUUGUGUAGCAGUCCGAAACUGUCUGGAGUGCAGACAGAGACAGAGAGACAGGGGCAGCAAGACCUCGCUGCCCAUCAGCAAAACCCAAGACAACCUACAAACAGCAGCAGCAGCCAGCAAGACUGUUAUACAAAAUGUCCCUCGUAACUUGUCGCCCAUCAAGGACCCAGACAGAUUGCUGCAGGACGUGGACAUCAACCGCCUCCGCGCUGUCGUCUUCAGAGACGUGGAUGACAGUAAACAGGCUCAGUUCCUGGCACUGGCCGUCGUCUACUUCAUCUCUGUCCUUAUGGUGUCCAAGUACCGGGACAUCCUGGAGCCACAGCGGGAGAUUGGCAGGUCCAGCAGCCUAUCAGGAAGGAGCAUUCGACAAGAGAUUAAUUCACCCACCAGCACAGAAAACCCGUCAUCCUUCACAGAUGGUGUACGUGGAGACCGCCAGGCCACGCCUCUGGAGGAUCUUCCCCUGGAGGGGUCGCUACCUCACACCGACUCUGGCAUCGGGGAAGAGCAGGUCGCCGGUGCCCUCAAUGGCUCGGAACUGGCCGGAGAUAUCGGAGGAGGCCCGGACGCCAUGAGCGAGUUGCUCUGCACGUUGUCCUCAGAGGUGAGGAAGUCCCGCGAGUCCCUGCUGGAGUCACCACCCGGCGUGGAGGUCCUGAAACCAGCCGCGUCCAUCUCCAGCAUAAGCCAGGCCAACAAGGGGAUCAACGUGAAAGAGAUCCUGAAGAGCUUGGUGGCGGCUCCCGUGGAGGGGACGGAGGCCGGGCCUGAACCUCAGCCGUAUCACCCUGACCCCGCCCUGAAGAGGGAAGCUGCCGCUAUGCUGCCCAUGCAGUUCCACUCGUUUGACAGGAGUGUAGUGGUGCCUGUUAAGAAGCCUCCUCCAGGAAGUCUGGCAGUGAACACAGUAGGUACACCCACCACCAGUGGAGUGCCCUCUUCGGGAAGCACGCCCAAUAUUUUUGCUGCUGCCACAGCAACACCUAAAAGCAUGAUCAACACGACUGGUGCCACUGACUCCGCCUCUUCGUCAUCCUCCUCUUCAUCAAGCUUUGUUAACGGCGCCACAAGUAAAAACCUCCCAGCCGUGCAGACCGUCGCGCCGAUGCCUGAAGACACGGUGGAAAACAUGAGUGCCUUUUGUGAAGUGGACCAGUGUCCACUGCGAACCAGGCUGACGCCUCCAGAACUCAAAUCCUUUAGUUCGCUGACAGGAUUCCAAACAGCCCCAAGAGAUGCAGGACAGUUUCUUAGUAUCACCACUAAACUGGAGCGGGCGCUGGAGAAAGUGGCUCCCUUGCUGAGGGAGAUUUUCGUGGACUUCGCCCCCUUCCUAUCGAGAACUCUGCUUGGCAGUCAUGGGCAGGAGUUGCUCAUUGAAGGUACAGGUUUAGUUUGUAUGAAGUCCAGCACAUCAGUAGUGGAGCUGGUCAUGCUGUUGUGCUCACAGGAGUGGCAGAACUCCAUACAGAAGAAUGCUGGACUUGCUUUUAUCGAGCUUAUUAAUGAAGGAAGACUGCUGUGUCACGCCAUGAAGGAUCAUAUCGUCAGAGUUGCCAAUGAGGCCGAGUUCAUCCUCAACAGACAGAGAGCCGAGGAUGUUCACAAGCAUGCAGAGUUUGAGUCAAACUGCGCGCAGUAUGCAGCCGACAGGAGAGAGGAGGAAAAGAUGUGCGAUCACCUGAUCAGUGCCGCUAAACACAGAGAUCAUGUGACCGCAAAUCAGUUGAAACAGAAGAUCCUGAACAUUCUGACCAAUAAGCACGGAGCGUGGGGCACGAUGUCACAGAGUCAGCUGCAUGAUUUCUGGCGUUUGGAUUAUUGGGAGGAUGACCUGCGCAGGAGGCGGAGAUUUGUGCGCAAUGCCUUCGGCUCCACGCACUCAGAUGUGCCUCUCAAAUCUUUAGAGGAAUAUGCAGGCUCUGAGGAAGAGGAGGGGAUGAAGUCAAAGAAAUCUUUUCGCAGUCAUCCGGUGGUCAGUCCAAAUCCAGAGACUGAGCUGAUGCUGGAGGGAGACGAUGAUGCGGUUAGCCUGCUGCAAGAAAAAGAGAUCGACAAUCUUGCAGGUCCAGUUGUCCUGAGCACACCAGCCCAGCUGGUUGCUCCUGUGAUUGUUGCUAGAGGAACGUUGUCAAUCACCACAACAGAAAUCUAUUUUGAAGUUGAUGAGGACGAUCCAACUUUCAAAAAGAUUGAUGCAAAGGUGUUGGCGUACACUGAAGGUCUGCACGGCAAGUGGAUGUUUAGUGAGAUCAGAGCAGUUUUUUCUAGACGUUACCUGCUCCAGAACACUGGAUUGGAGGUCUUCAUGGCCAACAGGACAUCCGUCAUGUUUAACUUCCCAGAUCAGGCCACGGUGAAAAAGGUGGUGUAUAGUUUACCUCGGGUGGGUGUCGGCACCAGCUAUGGUCUCCCUCAGGCGAGACGUAUUUCUCUUGCGACACCACGGCAGCUCUUUAAGUCGUCUAACAUGACCCAAAGAUGGCAACGGAGAGAAAUUUCCAAUUUUGAGUACCUCAUGUUUCUGAACACAAUCGCAGGGAGGACCUAUAAUGAUCUCAACCAAUAUCCUGUCUUCCCCUGGGUCCUCACUAACUACGACUCCGAGGACCUGGAUCUUACCUUACCAGGGAAUUUCAGGGAUCUAUCAAAGCCAAUCGGAGCCCUCAAUCCAAAGCGAGCCGUGUUUUACGCCGAACGCUAUGAGACAUGGGAGGAUGACGGAACUCCGCCCCAUCAUUACGCAUCACUUUAUUCCACCGCGGCGUCAACUCUCUACUGGCUUGUCAGGAUAGAACCCUUUACAACUUUCUUCUUGAAUUGCAAUGACAACAAGUUUGACCAUCCUGAUCGGACCUUUUCUGGUAUUGCUCGCUCUUGGCGAAGUUGUCAGAGGGACACAUCUGACGUUAGGGAGCUGAUACCCGAGUUUUACUACCUCCCUGAGAUGUUUGUGAACAGUAGCGAAUAUAACCUGGGGAUGAGAGAGGACCGAACAGCCGUUUGUGAUGUGGAUCUGCCAGUCUGGGCCAAAAAACCAGAAGACUUUGUUCGCAUCAACAGGAUGGCGCUGGAGAGCGAAUUUGUGUCGUGUCAGUUGCACCAGUGGAUCGAUCUCAUCUUCGGCUACAAGCAGAGGGGCCCUGAAGCCAUUAGGGCCCUUAACGUUUUCCAUUACAUGUCUUACGAGGGCUCCGUGAACCUGGACAUCAUCAGCGACCCUCAGAUGAGAGAGACUAUGGAGGCUCAGAUUCAGUCAUUUGGACAGGCUCCAUCUCAGCUGCUAAUAGAGCCUCAUCCGCCCCGCAGUUCUGCAAUGCAUUUGUGUUUCCUUCCUCAGAGUCCUCUGAUGUUCAAGGACCAAAUGCAGCAAGAUGUCAUCAUGGUGCUAAAAUUCCCCUCCAACUCUCCGGUCACGCACGUGGCGGCCAACACGUUGCCUCACCUCAGCAUUCCCGCUGCGGUCACGGUGACGUGCAGCCGACUGUUUGCCGUCAAUCGCUGGCAUAAUACAGUGGGUCUCCGAGGUGCUCCAGGAUAUUCAUUAGAACAGGCUCAUCAUCUCCCCAUUGAGAUGGACUCUCUGAUUGCCAACAACUCUGGCAUUAGUAAAAGGCAAAUCACAGAUUUGGUUGAUCAGAGUAUACAGAUCAACACGCACUGCUUUGUGGUAACAGCAGACAACCGCUACAUCCUGGCAUGUGGCUUCUGGGACAAGAGUUUCCGUGUUUAUUCGACAGAAACAGGGAAACUCACUCAGAUCGUGUUUGGCCAUUGGGACGUGGUGACUUGUCUUGCGCGAUCUGAGUCCUACAUUGGCGGUGAUUGUUAUAUAGUCUCUGGCUCGCGAGACGCCACCUUGCUGCUGUGGUACUGGAGCGGACGACAUCACAUCAUCGGUGAUAAUCCCAACAAUAGUGAUUAUCCAGCACCUCGAGCGGUUCUGACGGGUCACGAUCAUGAGGUGGUGUGUGUGUCAGUGUGUGCUGAACUGGGACUCGUCAUCAGUGGAGCCAAAGAGGGCCCAUGUUUGGUGCACACCAUCACAGGAGAUUUACUGCGGGCCCUUGAAGGCCCAGAGAACUGUAUUCGGCCCCGUCUGAUCUCUGUGUCCAGCGAGGGCCACUGUAUCAUCUACUAUGAACGAGGACAAUUCUGUAACUUCAGCAUUAAUGGAAAACUCCUGGCACAGAUGGAAAUCAAUGACUCCACACGUGCUAUCCUGUUGAGCAGCGACGGACAAAAUCUGGUGACGGGAGGUGACAAUGGGGUCGUUGAAGUGUGGCAGGCCUGUGACUUUAAGCAGCUUUAUAUUUACCCCGGCUGUGAUGCGGGCAUCAGGGCUAUGGACCUGUCCCAUGACCAAAGGACUUUGAUCACUGGAAUGGCAUCAGGCAGCAUUGUGGCAUUCAACAUUGACUUCAAUCGAUGGCACUACGAACACCAAAACAGAUAUUGAGACAGGACAGAGAAACAGUGAGAGAAGAAGGGAAAGGUGUUGUUUAGGGUCACAGGCGAAGCCAAUGUGAGGUUAAUUCCUGCUAGACAGUUGACGGUGUCGCUAAGUUCAGGGUGGAGCUAAACCCAGAUACAAAUAUAAGACAUAUCUCUAACAUAUCCUUAGAUCUUAAGGGUUGUCCUUCACUCCCCACUUAUUAUGCGAUGCCUGAAGUCCUUUCGUCUGCGAACACCAUCGUACGCAAACAAAAGCAGGAGAGCUGGACCGCAUGGACUCCAAACAGAAGAGGCUUUGAGAUAAAUGGCCAGUUAAAGUGAGUUUUAUUUGGGGAGGGAGGGGAAUUCUGGGAUAGGAUUAAGACACGGCAGUGAACUUAAUCUUUGUAAAUACAAACUGCGGCUUUGCAGUUCUUCACUACAAAGGGGGGAAGUAUAUACUUCUCACUCAAUGACAGAAGAUCUCAUCACCUUUAAUUUAUUAAUGACUUGCUGUAAGAUAUUGUGUAGUUCCAAUGACAUGAUGAGUUGGAUGAGGAUUGUAGAUGAACAGGGAGGAAGUGACCUAUCAGACAGGAAACAGGCUUCUAUUUCCUCUUUGUAUAUUUGGUAAUUGUUUUGUCAUAUAUGUAAAUAUUGUGACGGUUAGAAAAGCCAGGCAUGUAAGCAGGCCGUAAAAAAGAAUAAAGAGGAGAAAAAAGCAACAAAAAAAAGUUAAAGAAACCCUCUCUCACUCACACCUUUGAUUAUUUAUGAGACAAAAAAUAUUAAUGUUGACGUUUUUGUAUCAGACACUUUGCACCAGUAACAUCUCAUCAUUUAUCAAUGUGUAAGGAUUUUCUUUUGGCCACAUUUUAGACCCAUUCUUCCAUUGUAUAAUUUGUGCAUUGAUGUUUGUUGUAUUUAAAUGAUUAAUAUUACAACCAUAUGUGAUGAUUAUGUUGUACAACCACAGCCACAGUAAGCAAUAUCCUUGUAGCCAAAAGUGACUGCAUAAACUCGGUUUAAUAUGCGAAAUGAAAGAUAUCUGUAAUGAAUAUACCGGUAUUUACAACCCCUCUUCAAAAUAAAAGUCUGAGAGAAAAAAACUAUAUUUUACAAUUAAUAUAGUUGUUUUCUUGCAGAGGUGUAAUUAUUAGUUCAGAAGCUCAAAGAUCAAAAUAUGAAUAAAUUAUGCAAAGAAAUUGUUGAUUUGCAUUGUCAUUGGCCAUGUAUGUGAAUAUGCACGAGAUACAAAGCGUGCAAGUCUGUCUCCUCGUAGGUUAAGUGGUCACUAUUGUAUAUUUAAUUUGUACAUUUGCUAUAUAUCUUUUUGUUUUUAUUUUGCAAGGUGUACCUGAUCAUGUCAAUUUGCGUAUGAUUUUAAUUUAUUUUUAUGCAUCGUUUGUGGAGAGGAACAGUUGAUUGGCAGGAGGUAAAUAAAGGAUGAUUUAUUUCGAUUGAAAUGUAAUUUUUAAAUUCAGUCCCCACCUGCUGUUUCAUGCAUUUGCUGCAACUUGAAUAAGCCAGAAUCUUACAGGUGUCUCUUAAAAUGUUUAAAUAUUAAUUCAUGCCAAUAUAUAGAUCAAUACCUGUAAAAUAAAAUUGUUUCCUUUUUGUCGUAUUUACAAUAAAACAAAUCAAAAUAUC
Paramisgurnus dabryanus is the source of this 10921-nucleotide messenger RNA. RefSeq names its product neurobeachin a (gene nbeaa). The record is from RefSeq and is a predicted model, not a curated record. Lineage: Eukaryota; Metazoa; Chordata; Actinopteri; Cypriniformes; Cobitidae. Gene Ontology annotation, biological process: intracellular protein localization. Gene Ontology annotation, molecular function: protein kinase binding. Gene Ontology annotation, cellular component: cytosol; membrane.